Messenger RNA from Schistocerca serialis cubense, 997 nucleotides. It is a transcript of the gene PTPMT1, whose product is annotated as phosphatidylglycerophosphatase and protein-tyrosine phosphatase 1. The record is from RefSeq and is a predicted model, not a curated record. The transcript is spliced from 4 exons. Bases 325 to 858 code for a protein of 177 amino acids. Gene Ontology annotation, biological process: protein dephosphorylation. Lineage: Eukaryota; Metazoa; Arthropoda; Insecta; Orthoptera; Acrididae. Gene Ontology annotation, molecular function: phosphatidylglycerophosphatase activity; phosphatidylinositol-4,5-bisphosphate 5-phosphatase activity; protein tyrosine/serine/threonine phosphatase activity.
AGAGUAGAUGGACAGAUUAGAAACAACAGUGAAGUUAUUUUGUUAUCCGUGGUUAUUUGAAGUCUAUAAGCAGUACAAUCGGAACAACAUUAUUUACGGAAAAAGAAAGCUGCAACGAUGCCAUCUGAAAGACAUUGUUUUUAAUAAUUCUUUGCUGAGUUGGCUCGCUCUCUCAGACAAGUACAAGUGCUUUCCAUUCCAUAGGAACGUACGCCUCUGAAUAGCAACGGCUUGUGUGAAAGUGUGACAUGUAUACGAUAUGGGAAAGUGGCGCAAGGAAGAUUGGGGAGAAAAUAAACGUAUGCGAAAGAGAAGCCGCUUACAAUGUUCGCCAGAUUAUCGUUUUAUCCUACACUUUUAUACAAUGUUGCCAUGGAGAAAUGUACGAAACGGAGAUGGUAUGACAGAAUUGACGAAACUGUGAUUUUAGGCGCACUGCCGUUUAAGUGGUUGACGACAAAGUUGGUCGAAGAAGAAAACGUCAAAGGAGUAGUCUCAAUGAAUGAGGAUUACGAACUAAGGAUACUGUCAAAUAAUAAUAAGGACUGGGAGAGGCUAGGAAUAAGAUUUCUUCAAUUGUCAACUACUGACAUAUUUGAAGCACCAUGCCAAGGAAAACUCUCACGAGGUGUGGAAUUUAUUGAGGAAGUGAAACAAAGUGGCGGCAGCGUUUACGUACACUGUAAAGCAGGACGUACCCGUAGUGCCACUCUUGUUGGUUGCUACCUUAUGAUGAAAAAUAAAUGGACUCCAGAAGAUGCAGUGAAACAUAUGAAGAGGAAAAGGCCUCAUAUUCUGUUGCACACUAAACAGUGGGAUGCUCUCAAGAUGUACCAUAAAAAUAAUGUAAAAUGUUAACGGAUCAAUGUACUAGAAUUUUAUGAAAAUCAGUCCACUUUUUAAAAGUGUUCUGAUAAUGUUAUUAGCUGUUGAACUUUGUAAGAUGUGUUGAAAGAGAUUUUUUAAUGAAUGAUGGAAUAAAAUGUUUUGCAUGUAA